Molecule: messenger RNA, 1241 nt
Organism: Caenorhabditis auriculariae
Lineage: Eukaryota; Metazoa; Nematoda; Chromadorea; Rhabditida; Rhabditidae
Source: the annotation of a GenBank genome assembly
AUGAAAGGACUGAUGAGAACGUUCUUAACAAUCUUUUUGGAGAAGAUAACAAGGGGAAGAAGAAAAAGAAAUAUUUUGGUUUGUUCAUUUUGAAAAAAAUACUGUACACUUUGAAGUUUUUUUAUCGAUUGACUUUGUGUAAAAAAAUUUUUCAAAAAUUGUUACACAGAAUAUUUUUUUCAGUCUUUUUUUCAUAAUUAUGAUUUUUGAGUAUUCUCAUCAAAAAAAUCAAUUCAUAAUAAAAUAUAUGAAAUUCAUAAAUGUGUAGUUCCAACUUCGUGGAUUUACAGAAUCCGCGCUAUAACCUAAAUGAAAGCUUACUAGUUGGACCAAAAGGGAUUCCCAAUCUGAGAAAGCUGUUCAAGAACUACGUUCCCGAUCAGAGAGAAGAUCCGGUAACUUAAACAGAAGCAUUUAUUUUAUAAUUUUUUUUUCUGUAGUACGUCAACUUGAGAACUCUAAUGAAGAAGUACGAGCACUGGGCUCAUCUGAUGUUUCCCAGCUCCAAGUUCGAAGACGUCGUCUCACGAUGCGAGAAUUUAGGGAAGAAACGACGCGUGAAAGUGGGUUUUUGUUAUGUUUUCUAUUGUACUCGGUCGAAAUCGGAAUGGUGGAUAAUGGUCGCUAAAAGGGAGAGACUCAAAAAAGGCCGGCGAAAGGCAGCAAAAAGAUUCCCUUUAUCGGGCCUUUCACUUUUUUCUAGGAUUUUACAGACUCAAGAAAUGAUGGGAAAGGGAGAGGCAGCAAAAAUGGUGCAUAAGAACCGAUGAAAUAGCGCAAAGAGGCAGAAAAAAGAAGCUUUUGUCACCCUAAGAGGAACAUUUAUGGUGCCUUUUUGACCAUUUCCGACUUUGCUCAUGAUAACACCAUAUUCUCUACAUUUCCAAUAAUCGUGGUAUGAAUUCUCCUUUAUUCAAGGUCUAUAUGAUAAUAACUCGCAUGGAUCAGUUGGACAACGACGAAGAAAUGAGAGACGAACCAGAUAGAAGAGUUCGAAAAGAAAAAAACCUGAAUAUUAUUGACGACGGCAAAGAUGAUGGCGAAGAAAUAGGAGGUAAGGCUGAUUGAAUAUGCCUCGAAAUCGGAAAUAUGAUGCAGAGAAGCAUGUGGAAAGGCGAGAAGAUGAGGAUUUCGAAGCGGAGUUCCGUUCGGUAGAGGAAGAAGAGAGACGCAAAGCAGAAGAACGGCUCGCCCAAGAAAAUGAAGAAUUACUCAAUGACUUUGACUCUAAUGACUGGUAA